Messenger RNA from Leishmania major strain Friedlin, 3111 nucleotides. RefSeq lists its product as hypothetical. The transcript has a single exon. The coding region runs from base 1 to 3111 and encodes 1036 amino acids. NCBI's taxonomy places the organism in Eukaryota, Euglenozoa, Kinetoplastea, Trypanosomatida, Trypanosomatidae. The record is from RefSeq and is a predicted model, not a curated record.
AUGGUGACACCACCUCCACUGCUCUCGUCCGCCGCUGUCACACAAGGCACCUCCGCGUUGCGGCACUUCCAUUUUCAGCACGCCAUCGCUGCUGCGGCGCCGUCUUCCUUGGGCUUCCCAGGCGCGGGAGCAGCAGCGGCUGCGCACCGUACCAGCAGCGGCGUCGCUGGCUCCUUUUUCCUCCCUCUCGAAGAGGUGAUACGCAAGGCGCUGCCGGUUUCGCGCGGGGGCUUCUCCUCCCGAGCCUGCAGCGUGUACACCGGUGUGCGAUCUGACGGGACGUUGUCGAUCAUAAUGCUGGAGGAGUACCCAGGCUACACGGAAUCCACGCCAGCGCAACCCCCGCGGGCAACCGCCUCAUCUCCUGCGUUCCCCGCUACUACCGCGGAGGGCACUCCCACCGUCCCGGACGGGCGAGAGGGCCACCACUCCACCAAGUCCCCUGCAUCGCCGGCACUGCAGGACUGGGCGCGGCUACCACCCACAGCGUCGGCAGAGCAACCAGUGCUUUCGUUGUCCGCAGACACUGACGCAUCUCGUCGGCUGCUGGCCACCGUACCCCAGUCUGCUGCUACCGGCGUGGCAGGUGCGACGUCGUCUAACAACCCACAUCGGCAGGACCUCAUAGACACUGGCGGUGUUGUCAACGAGGGGGUGGCUAUCAGGGACCCCUGCGUCGGCCUCACGUCCGGUUCUCUCCCUCGCGCACCGCCGACUCCUAUGCCCCCUCCGCCGCCGGGCAGUGGCGACUCACCGUAUGCGGCCUCACGGGAUAGGACUGACCUCACUUGCCUCGGUGCCGCUACAGCAACGUUGAACGCAGCCGCGGGGGCAGCGUCGCCGAUUAUUGCCUUGCGGGGGCAGAGCGGCUCCUCCGUUCCACCGUGCGGUGGAAGAGUCUGUCAGAGGCACUGGCUCCCGCUCGGGUUCUGCGCUCUUCCCAUCGCCGCGGGCGGCGACAACGGCGUCUCGGCACCUGUAUCGUCUUCUGGGACGCCAGCAGUGGCGGAUGUCGCCUCGCGGGCGGCGGCCACUAUGGGCGCGGUGAUGCCAGAGUCUACGGAGCAGAUGCAACUGGGUGGCUGCGACGAGGGAGCUAGACGUGGCCCAGUGCCAGCGGUAGCGAGGACGGUAUGGACGACGCGCGUGACGGACGCGGCGGCUACUGGACGCAAGCCCCUUCUUGCAGCAGGCCGCGUCAUACCCUCUCUCACCCUCUUCAACCCAACGGAACUGCCCUCGACAGGCACCGCCAGCGCAUCUCUCUCUGCCCCUCAAAACACCGAGAGCGAUGGUGGCGGCAGCGAUCGUCAGCGGACGACAUCGCUGUUGCCUGCCUGGUGCCACACCGUUGCAGAGGCCCUCCUCGCUCCGCCGUCGCCACCAACACUGCACCGACCUGACCAGCGCCGUCGCACCUCCACAUCCGGCACCACGACGGCAGGGACAACCACCUCAACCACUGUGGCGAGGAACAUUCACAGCCGAAGGUGGAGUAUGGAGGCACGCGGUGGAAUGCCGGUUGGCUGGACCGCGAAGUUCGUCACGGCGGCAAAGCGAGCAUUGGCGCCCCAGUGCGCUGCUGUCGCCGCCUCCGCAGUUGACGAUCGCAGGAGGGAGGGAAGGGUGGAGGAGGAAGAGGGCUGCGCGACCCCACCGUCUCACUCCUCUCACUUGCCGCCGCGCGAGAGUGCUGGCCCAGACGUGGCCGUGUUUGGUAACGCUAACCCCACCGGACGCCAACUCCCUCCGCCGGCGCCUCUGAAAACAACCAUACCGACUUCACCACCACUGGUGCCCUACAGUAGUGAGCCUGACGGCGUUGGCGGCGGCCGUGGCAUCGUGCGGAUCGUGGCGGAGGCGACCACUGUGGACUUUGACGCUCAUGACGCGCCUCACGCGUACACGCAAGUGUUCAUGGAGGUCGACACGAAACAUGCCACCACCACUUCGACCGUCUUAGGGUCUGGUGAUGCUGGCGUAGCCGCUAACGCCGACGACGCCGCUGCCGCGGCGUCCACGCUAGAGCGGGCACGCACACGCAAGGCUCAGCUCUCCACCUCUACCACGCUGUGCCAAUUUCAAGGCUACCACCAACGCAGGCGCGAGGGGGGUGACACCGUUGCCAAUCCAGGGGUCGAUGACGGUGAUCUCGGUGCCGGUGCUCCCAUUGCUGCUGCGCCGACCAUAACGGCAGCAAGCGCGCAAAACAAUCCGGACGAUGCCUCAUCGCUGAAUUACGGUGAUGCCCGCGUUGGCGAUCCCUCGGCUUCGCCGACUCGACUCCGCACUGUCGAUGCGGCGUGGGAAAAGCGGGGCGGUCACGCCAGUACUAUCACUCGCAGUAUCGGUUCCGCGGUACUGUCGCUGCACUCCGACGCUGCACGGCCGCGUACGCGCAGAUGUAGGUCUCCCCUCUCAGCGUGGGCCCCUGCAGUGGCGCAGCUGACAAUGCUGGCUCCCGAUGGCACCGAAAUGGUGAUGCAGGAGCACUCGAACGAGCACCCAUCGCAACGACGCCACGGUCAGGUCGGUGGCUGUGCAAGCGCCGCUGCGGCCUCUUCGGGUUACGCAGCUCACACGAACUCCCCCUACAUCAUGAGUGGGCGUGCCAAUACCGGCAAUCUGCGCGUCGGUGAUGUCGCGACUGAAUUGCCGAGCACGGCUGAGGCGACCGCGUCAGGCAUGUUCGUCACGCCGGCUGCAGCGAUGCGGCCCAGUGUAAUUAUGGGGUCCCCAGCCGUACCGGCGGGGCCAGCCGGUGAGUCCGAGGGCGGCGGCGAUGGUGGCGACGUGGACCACUCCUCAGAAGGCCUCGUGAACACCAGCCAGAACACACGGUUCAAGGGCGCAGACGGCCUUGACUCUCUGUCCAUUUACGCAGAGGCGGUACCGCUGUUUCACAUGCUACCGGUGCCGAUUGAAAGCGUUCCUACGUCCGCCCCUUCGCUGGUGUCGCCGCUGCAGAAUCGUUCGGAGCAGCAGCAGCCACAGGGCUUAUCUAACGUUACGAAGGUGAGCAGCGUGAGUCGCAUCCCUAGGAGGCCACUUGGACAGCAUCCUCCCAAGCUGGGACGUCCGUCAGGGCAUACAGCCGAGUGUGAUGUGUGA